Molecule: messenger RNA, 1106 nt
Organism: Prunus dulcis (almond)
Lineage: Eukaryota; Viridiplantae; Streptophyta; Magnoliopsida; Rosales; Rosaceae
Exons: 7
Source: RefSeq, a predicted model, not a curated record
CUUUCUUAUAAGAGGAAAUCCAUCGACGAAAGUGAAAAGACCGGUGCGUCUGAUCAUAAAUACUUAUUUCGCCCAAGAGCAGGACUUCGCAUUCCUUGUUCAACCGAUGAGAAGCCAAGUCCUGGAUCCUGGUCUGCAGUUCCACCUUCAGUAUUUAAGCUCCGUGGCGAGAAUUAUUUCAAAGAUAAACAGAAGUACCCUGCUCCAAACUACAGCUCAUACGUACCAAUUGGUGUUGAUUUGUUUAUCUGCCCCCGAAAGAGAGAUCAUAUUGCUCAGCAUCUUGAGCUUCCUUCUGUAAAACCACAUGACAAAGUUCCUUCCCUCCUGAUUGUUAAUAUACAGUUGCCUACUUAUCCUACCACAAUGUUCCUUGGUGAUUGCGACGGGGAAGGCAUGAGUCUUGUAUUGUAUUUUAAAGUGAAUGAAAAUUUUGACAAAGAGAUAUCUGCUCAGUUUCAAGACAGCAUCAGGAAAUUUGUUGAGGACGAAACAGAAAAAGUAAAAGGGUUUGCAAAGGAUUCCGUGGUUCCUUUCAGGGAAAGGCUAAAAAUCAUGGCUGGAUUGGUCAAUCCAGAUGACCUCCAGUUGAGUUCUGCAGAAAGGAAGCUUCUAUCUGCUUAUAAUGAUAAGCCUGUGCUUUCCCGCCCUCAACACAAUUUCUACAGGGGACCUAAUUACUUUGAGAUUGACCUAGAUAUCCAUAGGUUCAGCUACAUAUCCAGGAAAGGACUUGAAUCAUUCAGAGAGCGUUUGACCAACGGCGUGCUUGAUUUGGGAUUAACAAUCCAGGCACAAAAACAAGAGGAAUUGCCAGAGCAAGUCUUGUGCUGCCUGCGCUUGAAUAAGAUGGAAUUUGUGAACCAUGGUCAAAUACCUACGCUUGUAACUAUGGAUGACUGAUUUGGACAGGCACCUGGAUCCUGGAGGUUUGCAUUUAAAAGCCUGUAAUUUUCUGGCCAAAACACCAAACAAAAGGCAUGUUUUGUAAACAUUAGGUCACUGCGACCUAUUCAAUUCAAUGGUGUAAACAUGAGAUCUGUAACCCACACCAUCAUAAAUUGGUAACAAAUCUUAUAAACAAAAAUGAGGACUUAAAAGUUAUA